Schizophyllum commune H4-8 is the source of this 1843-nucleotide messenger RNA. Its product is annotated as glycoside hydrolase family 18 protein. Gene Ontology annotation, molecular function: chitinase activity; chitin binding. Gene Ontology annotation, cellular component: extracellular region. The transcript has 6 exons. Lineage: Eukaryota; Fungi; Basidiomycota; Agaricomycetes; Agaricales; Schizophyllaceae. Bases 224 to 1609 code for a protein of 461 amino acids. Gene Ontology annotation, biological process: carbohydrate metabolic process; chitin catabolic process. The record is from RefSeq and is a predicted model, not a curated record.
GUGCUUCUUUCUGCCACUGAAACUACUGACAUGGAAUAUGUGCGCUUGCGUGCUCGCCGAAGCCUGUCAAGACAUGGACAGUCUCCUUCCCCGAUAUGGACAACCCUUGCGUAUAUAAGGUGCGCGCGUCGACGAGAUGGCCUCAUCAGCUCUCCUACGACUCCCAGACCUCACCUGCACAUUCGUUCUCUAUCUCUGACAUUCUUUGAACACAUAUCUAUUCAUGAUGAUUUCCUCCCGCUUCUCUCGUCUAUCCAUUCUAGCCAUCGCAGCGCUCUCGAUGGCGUCCGUCCACGCAACUCAGUCCAUGAAGAUUCCCGACAACAAAAACGCGACAAUGCGCCUGCAGGAGGUUGCAGACAGCCCGAUCCUCCACCAGGUCACCAGGCGCGGUCUCCUCGCUGAUGGCAAAGUCAGCAUUGGCUAUUACCCGAACUGGGCCAUCUACGAUGGUUCGGGUAACUUCAAGCCCACGGACAUCGCUGUCGACGGUCUGACCCACAUCCUCUACUCCUUCGCUGACAGCGACCCGUCGACUGGUCACGUCAAGCUCACGGACGCGUGGGCCGACGAACAAAUCACCUUCAACGGCGAGUCCGGUGGUGGCAACAACCUCUACGGCUGCCUCGGCGAGCUCUUCAAGAUCAAGCAGCAGCAUCGCUCGGUCAAGGUCCUCCUCUCCGUCGGUGGCUACACCUACUCGCAGGACGGUCACUUCAAGUUUAUCACCUCGGCGGACUCUCGCGCGAACUUCGUGAAGGACGCCGUGCAGCUUGUCGAGGACUAUGGUCUGGACGGCAUUGACAUCGACUUCGAGUACCCGGGAUCGACGGAGGAGGGUCAGGGUCUUGGAUCGCUUUUCAAGGAGUUGCGCACCGCGUUCGACAAUCUCGCGUCGCAGAAGGGAGACUCCACCCCGUAUGAGCUGACGGCGGCGGUUGCGGCUGGCGCCGACGGGUAUGGCCACCUCGACGUCAAGACUAUGGAUUCUGCUUUGAGCUACUGGAACCUCAUGGCUUACGACUACGCGGGCUCCUGGUCGGAUGUCACCGACAACCAGGCGAACCUGUACCCAGACGGUGUCAGCGAUAUUAGCACCGAGGGCGCGCUCAAGUGGUACAAGGACUCGGGCGCGACCGCUGCCAAGAUCUCCCUCGGUAUCCCCAUCUACGGCCGUGGUUUCGAGAACACCGACGGACUGGGCUCCUCCUUCAACGGCGUCGGCUCCGGCACCACCGAGUCGGGCAUAUACAGCUACAAGAACCUUCCCUUCGCCGGUGCCGAGGUCUUCGAGAACACGACGAGCGGGUCGUCCUACUCGUACGACAGCGCCAAGAGGGAAUGGAUUUCGUACGACACCCCCAACAUCGUGAAGCUCAAGGGCCAGUACGUCGCCGACAACGGUCUCGCCGGUACGAUGUGCUGGGACCUCUCGACCGACAAGACCGGCAACGACGCGCUCGUCGCCACCGCGGCCGGCGCUGUAGGCGGACUGGACACGACGCAAAACCACAUCAACUACCCCAACAGCAAGUGGGACAACGUGAAGAACGCCAACGCCCAGCGCCGCUCGCACAUGCGCCGUGCGCGGGCCAUUCAAGCGCUCUAAAGGCGACAAGGAGCGAUUCUUAAUUCAUGAUUACUGCUGAUACAGGACCUAUCUCUUCCAGCGACUGCACUCCUUCUCUCCAUUGUGCGGCAUAUUUAUUUUCAAUGAGGUCUACAGGAUUUGGAGGGCUGACUUUCUUUAUGACUAUCUAUCCUUAUACGUGUAUAUACAUUAUGGAGCUGCAGAUCGACUCAGAGUACUAUUCCUUUCCCAAAUUCACCUUUCUCCGUGCUC